UGUCAUGUACUCCUAGAUAAAACCCAAACAGACUACCUUUCGUUUAUUUAUUCUUAUCUGCAAAUGAUUAAUGAGUGAUCAUUGAAUCUCAGUCAGUUUGAUAACUCACAUACCAUGGAGAUAUCACAAAGUUGGAGCAAAAUUAUUCAUGAUGGUUCUAGUCCUCCUUUCGAUAGCUCACUCCCCUUGGAGAUUUCACAAGGAGAAACAAGGCAUCUUCUAGCAGUGGAAAUGAAUGAAAUUGGAUUAAAGGAUGAAGCAGAAACUAAGAUUCAGGUAAGGGGACUGAACAAGGUGUCAGAUAAGGGUGACUGUAUACUAAACAGUGUCAGUGUUGACAUACCAGGAGGAGUAAUUAUGGGGAUUAUUGGCCCCAGUGGUAGUGGAAAAUCAACACUUUUACGAGCACUAAACAGAUUGUGGGAGCCCCCUAAGAACACUGUUUUUCUGGAUGGUAAUGAUAUAUGUGGUAUAGAUGUGCUGUUUCUUCGUCGUAAAGUUGGCAUGCUAUUCCAGCUUCCAGUUCUCUUUGAAGGUACAGUGGCAGAUAAUAUACGGUACGGGCCAAAACUGAAGGGAAAGAAACUAAGUGAUGACGAGGUUUACAAGUUGCUGGCAUUAGCUGAUCUGGACUCAUCUUUCUUCAACAAGUCAGGUGGGGAACUAUCUGUUGGCCAAGCACAGAGGGUUGCACUUGCUAGGACCUUAGCUAAUGAACCAGAGGUUCUGCUACUUGAUGAGCCAACCAGCGCAUUGGAUCCAAUAUCAACACAGAAUAUCGAGGACGUUCUUGUAAAGCUGAAGAAGGAUCAGAAGAUGACAAUUGUGAUGGUUUCUCAUGGUAUCAAGCAAAUACAGAGAAUAGCAGAUGUAGUAUGCCUGCUUGUUGAUGGGGAGAUUGUAGAGAUAAUGAAGCCUGAUCAACUUUCUGAAGCUAACCACCCCAUGGCACUAAGAUUUCUUCAACUCAGCUCCUAGUGUUGUUUACGCGAAAAGUAAAUAAGGGACAAGGAAAUAAAGCUGUAGCAGAAAGUGCAUAUCCCAGCACCCAUAAGCUUGCAGAGACGCGUGAUAAUCGGUAGCAAGAGAGAUUCAAAUCCCCAUAAAUUGGAAGAUUCUCAACCCAAUGGAUCCACAAUUGGUAGCAAGAUUAAUGCAAGUGCCCAAAACGAAAUAAUCUUCAACCCAUUCAACUGAAAAGUGACGCGUGCUUAUUUAGUUACCGAAACUACUUGUAUAAAUACGUUUCUUAUGUACAUUUAUAGUCAAGUGUGUCAAUGAUACAAUUUCUUUUUGCUCA
This is a messenger RNA of Capsicum annuum, 1300 nucleotides long. RefSeq names its product ABC transporter I family member 17. Gene Ontology annotation, biological process: phosphate ion transmembrane transport. The record is from RefSeq and is a predicted model, not a curated record. NCBI's taxonomy places the organism in Eukaryota, Viridiplantae, Streptophyta, Magnoliopsida, Solanales, Solanaceae. Gene Ontology annotation, cellular component: membrane. The transcript is spliced from 5 exons. Bases 115 to 978 code for a protein of 287 amino acids. Gene Ontology annotation, molecular function: ATP binding; ATP hydrolysis activity; phosphate transmembrane transporter activity.